AAUGAAAGAUUAAAGUCCAUAAAAAGAAAGUGGAGGUACCAGACAGAACAACCCAAUUUUAAAGUGGAUAAAUUGUACAUGGAUGCAAGAACCACUUUAAUUUAGAACAUUAUGGUAAAAGUGAAAGCUGCAGCUCGAUUGGAACAUCCACACACAAAGAAGAUGAAUGUUAUUUACAUGGCAUAGAUUAGCUCGUUGACUAUUAAACAGGAAGUAUUGUUCUCAAAGAAAUGCCAAAAAAAAAAAGUAGUAAUAAAUACUUAGACAACAAAUAUUAGUCUGGUGGCUGAAAUUACACUUGCAAAACAGUAAAGCAAAUAACUGGUAAUCUUUUGUUUGUGAUUAGUCAUGUUUCAAGGCUACAGCCAAUGCAAGUAUAAAUGUAAGUACAACCCCUUCUCUUUUCCGAAGGGCCCACUGAAGUGCACCAAAUUCCUUGUGCCAAUUAAAAGAUCUAUUUGGGAAUUAAGUCCAUGAUAAAUAAGUACCAUACUUACUAAAGGAGACAUAAAAAAGAAUGUGUUCUUUAUGCUAUUCUUGGCCUUCAAACAAGCAUUUUUCCCACUUUUAUGACUUGAUGAACUAGAUUAGAUUUAAUAACACUUGCUAUAAUUUAUAGAAUUGAUUUUGCAAGAAAGAUAUACCCAAAUCCAUUUACUUUUAAAGAAGAAACAAGAAGAAUCUCCCAUCUCCAUCUAAGUGGAUGAAUGAGUGAGGUAGCAAUUAAAUACUCCAUCCGUCCCAUAAAAAUAUGCACUUUUGGUUGGACACGAGUUUUAAUGCACAAUUGGUGAAGUAAGAGAGAGAUAGAAAGAAAAAGUAAUUAAAAUAUCGUUAAUGGAGAAUGAGUCCACCUCAAUAGAGAGAAGAGUUUCCAUAAUUAGAAAGUGCACGCUCUUGUGAAACGGACUAAAAAUGAAAGACUGCAUACUCUUCUGGGACGGAUGGUGUAUUUAUAAUCUUCAAGACAAACUCGUUUUAUAUACGUGUCUCGAAGUCUACGCACACCAGAUGGCUAAGUUACUAUUUUUGUCAAGUUAAACAUAUAAACUAAGUUUUAUGUAUGAUUGAACCUUCGCAUGCUUCCUUAACUGUUAUAUCCUGUGACAGGCAAAGAGGAAAAGAAAUGAAUUUCUUACCCAAAUCUGGACUUGAAAGAGUUCAACAAGGAGCAUCAAGUCACUGGAUUGUUAAUUAUUUGUCCCCUUGAGAAGAAUUGUAGCAAAGAUGCUAACUGGAAGCUUUUGUCAACAGAAUCUUCCAUUAAAAAAAAUGACUAGUAUUGUUUCAGGACAUCGUAGAUAGUGGGAUUCCUCAAAUGCCCAUCAGAUGGAAAAGAAUUCCACCAUACAUUCCUGGAAUAAGGUUCGAAAACUUUGCAGAUGACAAGUAUGAAUGAACCAAUAAGAAAGACUCAGGUGGAUCUAUUUGUACCUAUCACAGGAUAAUGCAUUUCUAACAUGGCCAUAGUGUUAACCGUGUAAGGAAUUUUAAAUGUGUAGUGCUGUCAGAUAUCGGAAAAGGGGAGUUGGGGACCAUAGAUGCGUGGAAACGGAAGGACAAGAUUUUAGUUCUAGUCAUUACAAAGAUUGGAUUGCAUCUGAUAUUCUUUUACCCCUGCCAAAGAUUCUAUUCCUCACUUGUAUCGCACUCCGAACACCCCCCCUCCCCAUUCAACCAAGUAAGCUUAUAAGACAUCCCUCGGCUACAUUUCAAGUCCGUAAAAAUCGAUCAAGUAACAGAUAAGAGCAGGACAGAAAGCUUUACCAAGUAUCAGAUAGCAUAAUCUUACUGUCCAGAAAAUUGUCCUUUUCAGGUAUGAUGAUCUCCUGAUCCUGAUAUAAUCCUUCCACUAUCUGCACCUGAAACUAAUGCUUGUGAAUUGUCAUAUCAAAGAUAAUACAAUGUAUCACCGUCGCCACCACCAAGAAAAGAAUGUUCAUCCUUCCUCGAGGAUGUCCAUUCCAUCGGAAAGAUGCAUGUUCCUUCAAGGUGUGACUGUGACAGGAGAUUCUGGUCUUGUACUUUCAAGUGAUGCUAAGCCAAGACUGAAAUGGACUCUAGACCUCCACGAACGGUUCACCGAAGCAGUGAACCAAUUGGGAGGGGCAGAAAAAGCUACACCAAAGUCUGUUUUGAAACUUAUGGGCAUCCCGGGAUUGACCUUAUAUCACUUGAAGAGUCACCUUCAGAAGUACAGAUUGAGCAAGAACCUCCACCAGCAAGCUAAUAGUGGGAGCAAUAAAGCUGCCAAAGCAGACAGACUACCUGAGGUAAAUGGACCUCACGUGCCCAAUCACAACAUUUCAAACCAAGCAACAAGAAACGUACAAUUGGAUGAAGCAAUACAGAUGCAAAUUGAAGUGCAACAAAGACUACAUGAACAGCUGGAGGUACAACGCCAUCUGCAGAUGCGUAUAGAGGCUCAAGGCAAAUACUUGCAAUCUGUACUAGAAAAAGCACAGGAAUCACUCGGAAGACAAAACGUUGGAACACUUGGUCUGGAGGCAGCCAAGGUCCAAUUAUCAGAGUUGGUCUCACAAGUAUCAAACCAGUGCCUGAACUCUACAUUUUCAAGAAUAAACGACCUCUCAGACCUGUGUCUGCAGCAGCAAGCACAAACCACACAGCCAAAAGAUUGUUCGGGUGACAGCUGCUUGACCUCAUGCGAAGGUACCAUAAGGGACCAUGAGCUGUACGACAACUCUUUGGGUUUAAAACCGAUGAAUUCUAGAGCACCUAUAGAGCAGAUGACUGACGAGAAAGAUACCGGUCUACAAAAGAUGGAGCAUAGAGGGCAUGAGAACCUGAAAUAUGGUGGUAAAUAUCUUUCAACGGGAAAUGACAAUGUGGACAACACAUUUGUUACAGAAAUGAAUCCCAGUAAUUUAUCGAUGAGCAUCGGCCUUCAAAAUGGUAAAUGGGAUGUUAAUGGGAACAAUCCAAAGGAAAGGAUCAAUGGAGCAGAAACAGAUACCAAAUGUUUAGGGAAGAACGCAAUGAAACCAGAUAGGCAGAAGUCUUCCUCAGAAUCAAAACUACCUUUCUUCCCAGCAAAAUUGGAUCUUAACAUGAACUGUGAAAAGGAUGUUGAUUCAAGCUACAAGCAGCUUGAUUUAAAUGGUUUUAGCUGGAAUUGAGAGACAAACAAUAUAAAAUCUACAUUGAAGAGGCAUCUGGCUCCAUUUUGUUAUGGGAAAUGAUCAUUUACCAGUUCAAAUAGAAGAAAACAGAAAACAUAAAACAGAUUCUCCUGAUUGUCUCGAACAAUGUCAUAUAUCGAGGUGUAUGUAAACAAUUUUUUUCAGCAGUGAUUCCAAAUACAUCACCAUCAUACUCUGUUUCUCUAAUGAAAAUGAA
Salvia splendens (bonfire salvia) is the source of this 3360-nucleotide messenger RNA. Its product is annotated as myb-related protein 2. The transcript is spliced from 6 exons. The record is from RefSeq and is a predicted model, not a curated record. Bases 1872 to 3140 code for a protein of 422 amino acids. Gene Ontology annotation, molecular function: DNA-binding transcription factor activity; DNA binding. NCBI's taxonomy places the organism in Eukaryota, Viridiplantae, Streptophyta, Magnoliopsida, Lamiales, Lamiaceae.